This is a messenger RNA of Physcomitrium patens, 1700 nucleotides long. RefSeq lists its product as uncharacterized. The record is from RefSeq and is a predicted model, not a curated record. Lineage: Eukaryota; Viridiplantae; Streptophyta; Bryopsida; Funariales; Funariaceae.
CGUUGGAAUUGCAGCGAUGUGACCUUCCGUCCACAAUGAGAUCAAUUGGAAUUUCUAGCUCGGUGGAUUGCUUACCUGACGACAUUUUAGCGGGUAUUCCUCAUCCUCCUGCACAUUUUCAAGUGGGCCCCACUUCAUACAAUCUGUGCACGCCGAUGGUUUGCGAGGAUCUGCAAUUCCUCAGCCGCACCGCAAUUUGUUCUGACCUUCAGCGGCGGUGGGCGCGAAUUAAUACUGCGAAGAAACAACCGCUUACUGGGGUCGGAGCACGUCGAACCCAGCUGAGGCCGUCUCAAGGAAUCGGAGGUCUCCAAAUUCGCUCCCUCAACACAUUUCUGCCCUACCCUGAAUUCGAUCGUACUGUGGAAUGUCUGGACAAUCGGCGGCUUGGGAAACAGAGGGUAGAGGCGAUGCAAAUUCUGCGCAUCGUCCAGGCGAGCCCUGUUCCGAUUCGUGGGAUGGCGUGGGCGAAUGCGCCCGUGGUGAGAAUGUGGCGUGGCUUUCCCGGCGCGCUGGCAGUCUAUUAUAACGCUUGCUUAGAGGAGUGGGGAAGGCGAGGUUUUAAGAAUAUCGUGCUUCAGCCUGCCGACGUUGAAUUGCCUGUUGUCAUGCCCCCAUGGCUAGGAGAUGAACUAGUGCACGCAUCACACCGUUCCAAUCUGUUGCGGAAGGAACCUGAGCAUUACCUGCAGUUUGGAUGGACGGAGUCUCCGGAUUUACCUUACGUGUGGCCGGUACCUCUCGUCCGGGUUGAAGUUACGAAGGUCGAGAUUAGCGAUAGUAAAUAGCUCCACGAAGGUGUGGAGCGAUUGUUGUUUGCUACCUUCUCAAAAGCUUCCGAGUACUUGCUUCAACAUCUCCUCAACAGAUGUGCCUCGCAUGACGUAACCCCUGCAGCUAUCACUAUCUUUAUCCUCAUUCCUCUUGCCGUUGAUGUUACUAUGCAACUGAUUCCUUCUCCAUUUCAUAUCAUCUGGAGCAACUUUCGGAGGUUGGUGUGCGUUUUGCCGUAAAAUUCCCAGUCUUCAACAAUUAGUUCAUACAGUUGCAAAAUCUACCAGCAGAGUUUCAGCAUGAAGCCAUUCGAUGCACAUCCUGCACGGCGGAGCAUACACGGAAAUGGUAGAACACCCACUUGGACAAAUGGGUACCUUAAUAAUCUACCCCUAAGCAAAUGACUGACUUGCAGGCGAUUUCUAGCUUCUUGAGUAUGAGAAGUUACUUAUCGAUCUUAAUAUAUCUUCAGAUGACUGGGUAGUAGCUUUCAUUCUCGCUGUCAAUUGUGGCAGGCUGCUGUGUGUUGAUCUAAUGUGUCACUAUUGUUUUGACCUAUUGAGGCUGCAUUGGACUACAUCUAUGAAGCUCCUCUUCCUUAGUAUGAGGAUUGAAAGGAGUUCGAUUUGGUUACUGCUAGUCCUGUGUGCAUCUUCGAUUACGACUCCCAAUUGUCUUCGUGAAGCUGGUUACGACGCGUCGAUCAUAUUCUUUGUGUGAGCUUCACACGUUGUGUAGUGUACAUUCUAAGUGGAGGACCAAGGAGUUUGGUCUGAAAAAUAGUCCAUCAUCAUCAUUUCUUCUUUGUGGCGUGUUUCGUCAGUGAAAUAAGUAUUUCCAAAAGUGUAGUUCCGGAGGUCCAGAAACCUUGUUAGAUUCAUGGUUUUCCUGAACUAUUGUAAAUUAAUUAUAACUAUUACUUCAAA